Molecule: messenger RNA, 885 nt
Organism: Neltuma alba
Lineage: Eukaryota; Viridiplantae; Streptophyta; Magnoliopsida; Fabales; Fabaceae
Exons: 1
Coding region: 1-885 (294 amino acids)
Source: RefSeq, a predicted model, not a curated record
AUGUCUGAAUCUGGCCAACGUAAGGUCCCACCGGACCAUCCGCUUGCCGAUGAUCGAAGUAUUGAACGGAAAAAAAAGAAGGUGGAGGAGGUCCCACAAGCCAUAAUGGACGAUAGGAUGGAUGAAAACCAAGAUUGUGAUCACGAAACGCAAAAAGAUAUGGGCAAAGGGGAAAGAGAACCGGAAGAGAAACUGCCGAAAAACUCAGAAACUACGACCCAGAAAAUUCCGUCGUAUCGAGAAUCUCUAAUGGGUUUCAAUGGAGUUGCAAUUGGAUCUAGUGUAAUGGAGGAAGAUGACCUUCUUAAAGGAGAUGAUGACUUUUACUGGAAAAUGCCAGAGCCCUCAGAGGAAGUUAAUAAACUUAUGGAAAUCUACCCGGUUGUGCCAGCCACACAAGAUGAGUUCAAUGAGUGGUGUGAACUAUGGAAUCACUCUAUGAUUCUGACUAUUCUGGGCAAGAGAUUUAAUCUAUACUGGUUGAAAGAAUUCUUCAAGAAGGCGUGGGGAUUCUCAAGUUUUGAAUUGAUCGAUCUGCCAAAAAACUAUUUCCUAGCUCGUUUUACAGAUACAAAACAGUGGAGAAACCAUUACAGGAAAGUCUUAUGUGAGGGGCCGUGGAUCGUCGGUCAACAUUGCGUGUUAGUGCAACGAUGGAAUCCUUACUUUAAUCCUUACCAGAACCCGCUGGGGCGAGUGGCAACAUGGAUUAGAAUUCCAGAUAUUCCAAUGCAUUGCUAUAAUCACCAUUUUAUAUCGAGAUUGGGGGAUAGGAUAGGAAGAACUCUGAAAGUGGAUCUCAAGACCCUCGAAGAUUUCAGCACCAGAAAUGCUAGAGUUGAACGAGGCAGAUUUGCAAGGAUUUGUGUGGAAUUAAACUUGUAG